GUGGAGGCGGGAAAAGAUCAGAUGAAAAUUGACAAGUAUGAUACUUUCCCCAUGGUACGACAGGUCUGAAAUAAUCUUCAAUCCUCAAACAAAAGUAGGGGAUCAUCAAUACUCGUGCCCAACAGACCUGCAAGAACUUCACUCCAAAUAAUCUAUUAAGAAUCCGAAUUCUCAAUCUGACAUCUAACGCAAGCAUAUGAUUUUGCAAAAGACCUAAUUGAGUAUCUGACAAGACUUUCCCUAUUUUCAUUUCCCUGCCCAUGCAGAAAGAGGUUUGUCAACUUGGAGAAAUUUCCAAGCACAAGAUCCAGUAAAAAGGAAGUCAGCUCAUGUUCCUCGUGAGGGAUUUGCAUAUACAUAUAUGCUGUGGCCAAAAUACAUACAAGCCCCACAGCUGCAUCAACGACGCAUAACGACGCAUUAACGACGCCAGGGAGCUUUCUACCACCACAGCGUCGUAGAUAUAAUAUUGCGAUAUAUCCAAUAUAUCAAGGAUUUUGGCCAAAAGAAGGGUCUUGCUGCCGUCAGCUAAUGUCAGUAUUCUUCCGAAGACGACGUCGGCGCCUCAACCGUGACCGUUGGUUUGCCAGAACUUUACGAAUUGAAGUCUACCGGAAUCGCUGCAGUCAUUCCCCGUUCUCCCCGAGUCGUUGAACAUCUUACCGUCGACUCAUCCAUGAACAAUUAUCAGCUCAGAGGCCAAGAAGAUACUAUCAUCGACGUAUUUUUGUCAUAUUUCAUAUUGAGCUGAAAUCGCUGCAACUUGCUGCAAUCGAUUCGCAAAUUAUUCCAGAUCCCAAUCCCACUCCCAACCCAAUCCAAUUCUAUCGAGGUGGGUUGAAUAUUGUCUUCGGGCACUCGGUACUCAUCUUCAUGCCUUCAUCAAUUGGUUCAGCAAAGAUGUUCCAUACAUGUAAGUAUACUUUCAGAAGGAGGACAUCCGAAUUACCGAGUGGAGUAACAGAGAUUCCAUGCUGAUCAUUGUUCCAACGUUGUAUUAGUUCAAGGACUGGCGCCACCCCGCCAAACUUUAAGCUCCGAACAAACAACUCAAGACACACCCAAACCGACAACGAAUGGAGUGACGAAGAGAAUUACAACACCACAUGCAUGUGCAGAAUGUAAACGUCGUAAAAUUCGAUGCGAUGGACGACAGCCUUGUGGGCAAUGUGUUGGAUGUCGAUCGCCCAAACCAUGUUAUUAUGAUAAACAUAGGCAGAGGGUAAUUCCCUCUCGAAAGUAUGAUGCUUCUGCAUUCCAAAUGCUGCCUUAACAUACUGAUUGAAGCAGAACCCUCGAUGCUCUCACUCAAUCCCUAGACGAAUGUCGUACCGUGUUGCGAAGACUUUAUCCGGACCGAGAAGUGCAACAAUUAUUGCCAUUAUCGCGAAAUGAACUCGUUGCCCUCAUCGAUCGGUCCCCACGAAGUGUGUUCUCAAACACUUCUCCGUCGGGCUCUAAUACAUCACCAACAUCGCAGGAAUAUAGAUCGCCUCUGAAUUCUGGUUCUGAUGAAGAUAGAAGCCUAGCAAAUCUCGAACAAAUACCAAGCCAAGAUAUAGAAUGGGACGAGGAAAGAAGAAACCGAGAUCCAAUACCCGCAGAAGCGGAUGAUGUAAAUGCUUUGUCUCUCUCAGUUGAUAGACAGUCGUCGUACUUAGGUGCGACUUCAAUCAAAGCUGCGCUUUUGGUUAUGCUUAAGGUAGCACCAAGACUUCGAUCUCUCUUAGCGCCUUCAAACAACAAGCAUAUUCCAGCAAGCAGCAACUAUCCUACACCAGGACCAGGAAAUUCUGUCAAAGAAUUACGCGCAGUCUCAUGGUCAUCCGAUGGCCAGACACUCAUUGAUGCAUAUUUUAAUAGAGUACAAAUAUUUGUACCAAUGCUUGAUGAACCCGCCUUCAGAGCCGACUUUCUGAAAGGGCGACGUCAAGAUGCACCGUGGCUCGCCUUGUUGAAUAUGGUAUUUGCAAUGGGAAGUAUUGUCGCAAAUAAAUCAGAUGACCAUAAUCAUAUCAACUACUAUAACCAGGCGAAAGACCAUUUAGGAAUUGAUUCCUUUGGCAGUGGCCAUUUGGAAACUUUACAAGCCCUAUCAUUGAUGGGAGGAUAUUAUCUUCACUAUAUCAAUCGUCCAAAUAUGGCAAAUGCUAUUUGUGGAGCUGCCUUGAGAAUGGCUUGCGCAAUGGGUUUACAUAGAGAAAGUAUACAUGAGAACAGUGAAGAGAGCAAUUUAAUGGCAGAACAAAGGCGGAGAACAUGGUGGAGUCUAUUCUGUCUUGAUACUUGGGCAUCUACAACAUUAGGCAGGCCUUCUAUGGGUCGUUGGGGCCCUACUAUUACCAUCCAGCCACCUGAAUCAUUACACAAUACUGUUUGUUCCCCGCUUCCUCUUUCAUCUGUUCAUAGCUAAUGAGCCCCAAGAAUCAAAACAUGAGUGUUAUCACCCUAACGGAGAACAUCAAAUUUUGUAAAGUCGCCACGCAAAUCCAGGAUGCCCUCGCUCAAACACCGCUUCUCCGAAGUGAUGACCUCGCGAAUCUCGACGGACAGCUCGUAGAAUGGUAUGAAAAUCUUCCUUGGAUCUUACGCUCUACAGAACCUUGUGCCGAAUCAAUGUACACCGCUCGAUGUGUCAUGAAAUGGAGGUAUCAGAAUCUUCGCAUCGUGCUUUACAGGCCCGUUCUUCUGAACCUCGCCAAUCGAGGUAACCAAGGAAUUGCAUCGAGUAAGGAAGAAACUGCCGCCAUCCGAACAUGUCGUACCAUUGCCCGAGAAACCAUCGAACAGAUAUCACGUGAAUGGAGUCCAAAUCAAAUGCUAGGAUGGAAUGGUGUGUGGUUCAUGUAUCAAGCAUCCAUGAUACCACUUGUCAGUAUAUUCUGGGAAUCAUGGAAUACGAAUCUCGUUCUAGAUUGGCAAUCACAGAUCGAGCUUGUGCUUGAAGCUUUUGAUGGCAUGGCUGAUUGGUCGUUGGCUGCAAGACGAAGUAGGGAAGUCGUGAGCAAGAUGUAUGAAGCUAGCAAACGACCCUUAACGAGACAUCCAAGUCCGGGGCUCACCCAGAUUUCAGAUGAUAUGAAUCGGAUGGGUGGUAUAGAUGGGAGGCAUUACAUGGAUAGUGAGAUGUUGCAGCAGGUUGAGAUUAUGGGUGAAGAACAAUUAAUGAUGCUUGAUAAUGGGGGAAUAUGGGAUUUGGAUGGCAUGUUAUGGGGAAACUUGCCAGAUGGCUUGGAUAUGCCAUAUGAUGGCUUACCCAUGCAAUACGAUGAUUCUGCGAUGGGUCAAUUCGGAACGCCAUAUAUUAUUCAUCAAUGAGUGAUGAAUAUACUACGAUAUUUCCGUCUAAUAAGGAGCUGGUUUUUCUCAGCUAGGGAUGGUGUCUGGGCAUUUUAUCGAGGGCAGCGAGGAAAUAUGGUAGGCUACGGAUGGAUUCGGCAGGCCACUUUCUUGUUUGCGUAUAUGAGCUACGAAGUCACGCCUCUGUAUAUGAUAUGAUACCACUGCAACAUAUGCUAAUUUCACAACACUAUUUCAAUCCAUAUAAAAUGUGAGAUUCAACUGGAGUGAAGUUAAAUGACCUUAUACGCGCA
Sclerotinia trifoliorum is the source of this 3593-nucleotide messenger RNA. NCBI's taxonomy places the organism in Eukaryota, Fungi, Ascomycota, Leotiomycetes, Helotiales, Sclerotiniaceae. The record is from the annotation of a GenBank genome assembly.